Messenger RNA from Funneliformis geosporum, 396 nucleotides. The record is from the annotation of a GenBank genome assembly. Lineage: Eukaryota; Fungi; Glomeromycota; Glomeromycetes; Glomerales; Glomeraceae.
AUGGCUUCCAUUACUCAACAAACUUCCAAUCAAACUAUUUCUCCAUGGGCAAAACAUGAUGAUCACGAUACUCAUAAACUCCUACACUACGCGAAUUCAAGAAUGGAAGCCGAACUCAAGCUGCUGCGUCUACGGUUACUCAUUCCAAUGUCUGAUUUCAAAGGAAGAAUCAACACCCCAAUUUUUCUUGAGGAAUUAUCAUCCAAUGCAUCUAGUUCGUCUUCUCUUUCUACUUUUCCUGCUGUUACUGGAUCGGCUGCCACGAAUAGUAUGGUAAAACGCUAUGCAGAUACAAUAGCCACAGGAAAUGGAGCAAGCAAUAUUGCAAUUACUCAUCAACCUAAUAACGUUACUAUAAAUGCGAUAUCAAGCCCCGUGGAAAAUAUUCGACCGUAG